This is a messenger RNA of Xylona heveae TC161, 1143 nucleotides long. Its product is annotated as UROD/MetE-like protein. The coding region runs from base 1 to 1143 and encodes 380 amino acids. Gene Ontology annotation, molecular function: zinc ion binding; 5-methyltetrahydropteroyltriglutamate-homocysteine S-methyltransferase activity. NCBI's taxonomy places the organism in Eukaryota, Fungi, Ascomycota, Xylonomycetes, Xylonales, Xylonaceae. The record is from RefSeq and is a predicted model, not a curated record. The transcript has 4 exons.
AUGUCUUUGAAGGCAAAUCUGCGUCGAAAGUCACCGUUUCGUGCGGAACACGUGGGAUCGUUACUUCGCCCCGACGACCUGCUCAAGGCACGACAAGCCCUUGAGGAAGGGAAACUGUCGCAAGAUGAGCUGUAUGGGCUGGAAGAUGUAGCUGUCAAGGAGAUUGUCGAGCUUCAAUUGUCGCUCGGACUCCAUGCAAUUAGCGAUGGAGAGUACAAGCGUUUCUUGGUUUGGGGCUCACUCUUCCCGGGUCUUGAAGGUUUUGAGCAGGUUAAAAAUCCUCCGUGGGAAAUAUCUCGCGACUAUAUGCCAGAUGUUGCUCCCUUUGCAGACUCUGAAAUCCACGAGACUCUUCUGUGUACAGGAAAAAUCAAGCAUGUAGGAAGCACGUAUUUGAGAGAGUGGGACUACCUCAGAAGCAUCGUAUCAGCCAAGAGGUUGCACGAAUGUAAAAUCACCCUGCCGGCGCCAGAAUGGUACCACAUGCGCUAUCGAGAAGGUCGCGCAUACCCAAAAGAGGUGUACAGUAAUGAUGACCAGUAUUUUGCUGACAUUGCAUCUGCAUACCAAAAUGAGCUGCAAACUCUGUAUGAACAUGGGGCUCGAAACAUACAAUUCGAUGAUCCGAAUCUUGCCUCGCUUCUUGAUGUCUACAUUGCAUUAUAUAACUCCUGCAUUAGCAAACGGCCGGCGGAUAUGCAUGUCGGCGUGCACAUCUGUCGCGGAAAUUUCAUUGGAGGUCGUCAUUUCUCUGAAGGUGGCUACGACAGGGUUGCCAAAAAGCUCUUCCAAACCAUGAAUGUUGAUACAUUUUACCUUGAGUAUGACACGCCUCGUGCAGGUGGGUUUGAGCCACUCGCCGCACUUCCCAAAGACAAAAACGUGAUCCUCGGAGUGAUAUCAUCUAAACUCCCACAGUUAGAGGAUCCAGAAAAAAUGAAAGAGCGUGUAUGGCAGGCCGCCGACAUUAUUGCAGAGGGCAACAGCGAGACCAGGAGCAAAGCAUUGGGGCGCAUGGGCGUCAGUCCGCAGUCUGGCUUUGCGAGUAUCGCUCUCGGAAACGAUAUCGACAAAGAAGCCAUGAUUAAGAAGCUUAAAUCAGUAAGAGAGGUCGCGAAUCUGAUCUGGCCGGGGGAGCCGUGA